Molecule: messenger RNA, 842 nt
Organism: Xenopus laevis (African clawed frog)
Lineage: Eukaryota; Metazoa; Chordata; Amphibia; Anura; Pipidae
Gene: synj2bp.S
Product: synaptojanin 2 binding protein S homeolog
Exons: 4
Coding region: 113-544 (143 amino acids)
Biological process (GO): receptor clustering; cell-cell adhesion; establishment or maintenance of epithelial cell apical/basal polarity
Cellular component (GO): mitochondrial outer membrane; basolateral plasma membrane; cell junction
Molecular function (GO): protein kinase binding
Source: RefSeq, a predicted model, not a curated record
GCGGGGCUGCGCUGUCCCACGUGGGUCUGAUUGAGCGCAGAAACUGAAAGUUGCCCGGCUGUGUCUCACCUUCAGCCCGUGCCUUGAGCCUGAGGGAGGGACAGGACUAGAGAUGAGCGCGGGAGCGGCCGUGGAGGAGAUCGCUCUUACUCGUGGGCCCUCAGGUCUUGGCUUCAACAUAAUUGGCGGGACGGACCAGCAAUAUAUAGCUCAUGACAGUGGUAUAUACGUCAGUAGCAUAAAAGAAAAGGGGGCGGCGGCUGCGGAUGGACGGUUGCAAGAAGGAGACCAGAUAUUGGAGGUGAAUGGUGUUAAACUGAAGGAGCUGUUGCACAAAGCUGCUGUGAAUCUCUUCAGGAACGCUGGUGAACAGGUCGUAUUGAAGGUGCGACACAAGCUGCAGAACCAGCAGAAUGGACCCUCGGGCACCAGAAAUGAGAGACCCUCCGAAGACUCUUCUCUAGCAAUGUUUGCCAUCCCAGUGUUAUUGUCAGUGGCAGUUAUCGCCAUUUUUGCAUUUGUUAAAUACCGCCAUCGCAUGUAAAAAAGAAAAAAAAAAUCUGAAGGACCAGAAACAGAUAUGUUAAAUAGAAUAACUUGCUCGUAUAUACAUAUGAAUUGAUAUAUAUUAUAUAUAUAUAUAUGAUUAUCAGUAGCCGGUCACAGGUAUAGUGUGUAUAUCUGCUGCCUGGAAAUUGAUAUCCCUUAUGAUAGGGGAGAUUAAGCCAUAGGAGAUUUCAUGUACAAUCUGUGUGAUUCUGUUGGAAGUGAAUGUUCCUGCAGUUUAGGGAGAUAAGUAUGGCAGGUACAAUCAUAGGAGCAAAUUUACUAACCGGUGAAAA